Messenger RNA from Nanorana parkeri, 957 nucleotides. Its product is annotated as probable G-protein coupled receptor 33. NCBI's taxonomy places the organism in Eukaryota, Metazoa, Chordata, Amphibia, Anura, Dicroglossidae. Gene Ontology annotation, biological process: inflammatory response; complement receptor mediated signaling pathway; phospholipase C-activating G protein-coupled receptor signaling pathway. The coding region runs from base 1 to 957 and encodes 318 amino acids. Gene Ontology annotation, molecular function: complement receptor activity; G protein-coupled receptor activity. The transcript has a single exon. Gene Ontology annotation, cellular component: plasma membrane. The record is from RefSeq and is a predicted model, not a curated record.
AUGAUUAAUACAACCAGAAUGAGCCUUCAUUUCAAAGUAUCCGCUGGACCUUCAUCUUCAUUGAUCACGACACCAAAAUUAAUAUUCGCCUCCUUCUUACUCAUCUACUUUAUCAUUGGAUUGCUGGUGAACGCUCUUUAUUUAUGGGUCACAACAUUCCGGAUGAAGCAAAACAUAAACACUGCUUGGCUUUUUCACCUGAUCAUCAGUAACCUGUUUUUUAUUCUCCUGCUGCCUUUCUUAUCAGUUUAUGUCCUCAUGGAACCUCACUGGCUCUUCGGAAUGUUCCUGUGUAAAGCUCUUUACUUUUUGCUAUCAGUUUGCCUUUAUGCAUCAGUUUUCCUUAUCACUUCCAUCAGUCUUAAUCGUUAUUUGCUGGUCUACUAUCCUCAUUGGUACAUAAGACGUGUCAGACUUUACCACAUUUCUGCUGUUUGUUUUGGCUUGUGGGGUCUGGCCUUCCUCUGUAGCUCUCCAUACCUUCUAGUUCGUGUAGCUAAACUGAAGGACAACAUCACAGUCUGCUACAAUGACUAUUCCCUCUCGGGUAAGUGGGAAAAUGCAGGAGGCCAAGUCAAAUGGGGGAUUUUCUUCUUUAGAAUCCUUGUGAGCUUUCUGCUUCCUGCUGCCGUCACUACAAUUUGUCACUUCAAAAUCCUCAUCAAGAUAAAGAGGGUCCAAAGAGGAAGCUCCACCAAACCUUACAAGGUCAUCUACCUCUUUACAACAUUUUUCUAUGCUUGCUGGACCAUACACCACAUUGCUGAUGCAAUGAGCAUGGAAAGAGGCCAGCUUAAUGACGGGGUCCUUCGUGCACUGAGAAUUGUCAGUGCUUGUGUGUUCAGCAGCAUCAGCCCAGUGUUUUACUUGUUCAUCACGCCUGAAUUUCAGAAAGAGUUUGGAAAGUGCAUGCGGCAGUUCAAUAAUAUAAUUUCCAGUAUCGCUGGGCUAAUAUAA